UAUAUUUGCUUGGUGUGCAGAUCUGCUUUCCGCCAUGGAUGCCAUCUCGAUGGACGUGCGGAUCCUGCAGUCGAUUCCCACCCCAGUGGCGGACGCCUUGAUCGCCAAAGGCUGCCGCCAAGCCGCUGGGGUCCUUGCGCGCCCUGAGGCCCUGAAAGAGGUCCUGGCGCAGCAUCACGUGACGCCGCUGGAACAGCGGGCGGAGGCAAUGCUGAAGCAGUGCCACCAGGAGGUGACCCAACCAGCAGCCUGGCGUCGUGCCGACAGCGCCUUGUCCUUGCUGCGCAAAAGCCAAGCUCGACGGCCGAGGGCCACACUGCCUUGCCGAGGCCUUGACCAGCUCUUGGGCAACGCCUUGUGUGGUGGUGGUGCCCUUCUGGAGGUCUGUGGCCUGCCGGGCAGCGGCAAGACGCAAUUCUGCUUGCAGUUGUGUGCCGCGGUGCAGAUCCCUUUGGACCCCAAUGCACGCUUGGCAGAGGCCGUCUUUGUGGAUACGGAGGGCUCCUUUGUGCCAGAGAGAUAUUUGCAGAUGUGUGAAGCCCUGUUGGCCGAACGGAGGCCACACUUGGAUCCACCGGCCGCUGCCAAACAGCUUGAGACGGUGAUGCGACAACUUCAUGUUUGCCGUGCCUACGAUGCCACCGAGCUCUACGCGACCAUCAAGCAGUUGCCCAGCUUUCUCAAGGGAAGACCCUUGGUUGGAGCCAUCGUGGUUGACUCCAUCGCCUUCAGCUUCCGCCAUGAGUUGAUGGAGAACACGGCUCAACGUUUCUUUGUCCCAGCGGAUCGUGGUUUCCAUGUCUUCAGAUGUUUGGAGGCCGAGGUCCUGGCGGACUUAGCCGCCUCCUUACGACAGCUGGGCGCCCACCACGAACUCCUGGCCGUGGUGACCAAUCACAUGACCACCAGGUUUGGAGAAGACCAGUCUUGGCUAGCACCGGCACUGGGUGAGAGCUGGGCUCAUCAGCCGAGCUGCCAGCUACGUCUGGAGAAGACGGACUGGGCAUCACCCGGGCUGGGACGUGCCACCUUGACGAAGUCGGUCUUGAAGGCCAACAACUCCUGCGCCUAUCGCAUCCUGCCAGCUGGCUUGAGGGAUGAGGUUCCACGGAUUUUACCUGCUCAGUCUCCGGACUUUGGGUCUGCCCGGCCUCAAGGGCCCCCCUCUCACGGCUGCUGCGGUGCUUGGAGCAGCUGAUCUUCUGGAUCACACGGAGCUCCAGCGGCCCAAUGGGGAGCUUGGGCUUGGAUCGCUGGGCUUGCCACCGAGAGGUCGCGACGUGGCAGCGACAUGCAGCAAUCGAUCUGUUGGGGGAUGCAGAUCGAUGAACAAGAGAAAAGACCAGUUCAGCGCAGGGUGAAGGGUGUUUUUUCAUUGGGUUUGGAUGCGUCAG
This is a messenger RNA of Durusdinium trenchii, 1394 nucleotides long. Lineage: Eukaryota; Dinophyceae; Suessiales; Symbiodiniaceae. The record is from the annotation of a GenBank genome assembly.